Molecule: messenger RNA, 1218 nt
Organism: Penaeus vannamei (Pacific white shrimp)
Lineage: Eukaryota; Metazoa; Arthropoda; Malacostraca; Decapoda; Penaeidae
Source: RefSeq, a predicted model, not a curated record
AUGCGUGAGGAGCCGCGGCGGUCGCCGUGCGUUUUCCGACGGGGCCCCCAGGGCGUCCGGUCACCCACCUUAACACAGGAGUGCCCACCACCUCUCCAGGUCACCCACUUACACGACAGACCAUACCACUCGCCAGGUCACCCCCAACCUACUAGCCCACCCACCUCCCAGGUCACCCACCUUACAGCCCACCCACCUUACACAGCCCCACCUACCUCCCAGGUUACCCACUUACCGCCCCCACCCACUUACAUGCACCCCCUACACAAGUCCACCACCUCCCAGGUCACCAUCACCCACCUUACACAUAGCCCACCACCUCCAGUCACCGCGCACCUAACACCCCACACCUCCCAGGCUUACCACCUUAACAGCCACCGCACUUACAGCCCACCCACCUUGACAUGCCCACCACCACACUUCCCGGUCACACACCUACAGCCCACCAAACCUCCCAGGCUUCCCCUGCUUACAGCCCCACCACCUUCCUCAGGUCACACUACACCUACAGGCCCCACCACUCUCCGCCAGGUCACCUUAAGCCCACUCACCCAUCCAGGUACGCCCACCUUAACAGCCCCACCACUCCCAGGUUACCCACCUUACAGUCCCAGAACCCACCUACAGCCCACCCACCUUUCAGCCCACCACCCCUCACCCAGGUCAACUCCACCUUACAGCCCACCAACUCCCCAGGUCACCCACCUUACAGCCCACCACCUCAACAGGUCACCCACCACUUACAGCCACCAUCCCAGGUACCCCACCUUAUCAGCCCACCACCUCUCCAGGUCAACGUCCACUGACACCCAACACUCUCAGGUCACUCCACCUUACAGCCACCACCAUCCCCAGGUCAAACCCACCUUGACAGCCCACCACCUUACAGGCCCCACCACCUACACAGCCCACCACCUCCCCCCUCCAGGUCACCCGCCACCUACCACCACCCCACCUGUAUCAAGCCCCCCACCCUCCCAGGUCAACAACCACCUUUACAGCCACCAUCCUCAGUCACCCCACCUUACAGGCCACACACUCAUCCCGGUCACCCCCCUUACAGCGCCCACCACCUCGCAUCAGGUCACCCACCUUAACAGCCUCACCACUCCCCAGGGUCAACCCCACCUUACAGCCCACCACCUCCGCCANCCCUCACGUGAUCAAAAUUUACAUCACCACUACAUCCUGUGUCCUAAGUUUAAAGAUGUCGAAUAA